Propithecus coquereli (Coquerel's sifaka) is the source of this 1976-nucleotide messenger RNA. It is a transcript of the gene TNFRSF25, whose product is annotated as tumor necrosis factor receptor superfamily, member 25. Gene Ontology annotation, molecular function: protein binding. The record is from RefSeq and is a predicted model, not a curated record. The transcript has 9 exons. Gene Ontology annotation, cellular component: plasma membrane. Bases 428 to 1720 code for a protein of 430 amino acids. Gene Ontology annotation, biological process: signal transduction. Lineage: Eukaryota; Metazoa; Chordata; Mammalia; Primates; Indriidae.
GGCCCAGUGCCCCACAAGGCCAUGAAGCCGCGGCCCGGGGGCUGCGCGGCAGCUGCGGUGAGUGGUGCCGCGGGAGGCGGGGGAUAGCUCUGAGCCUUGCCCUCUGCCGGCUCUGAGGGCAGGGGCAAGGAAAGGGCCCCCAAGGGAGCGAGUCUACUUGCCUGGCCCCGCUGGGGGCUGAGCGGCCGCCCCUUCCGACCUAGAUAGAGGCUCCGCCUGGGUGGGGCCCUUCCGCUGAGAGGAAACCCCUCCCAGGGGCCAAAGGGGUCUGGGGGCCUAGGCGGGAAGGCUCUGUCCCCUACCUCACAGAAAGCAUGGGUGGGGGAGGGGCGCUGCCAGAUUCCUGUGGUGGAGGCUGGCAGGAGCCUCCCCUGCUCCAAAGCCUGGUCUGUGAACGGGGGAAGGAAGUGAGUCUCGCCCGCCACUCAUGUGGGCAAAUGCUGGGGCCUCUGAAAUGGAGGAGCCCAGGCAGGGAGAAGUCCCCAAAGGGCAGCCACCAAGCAGCACCUUACCCCAGGCACUCUUCCUGGUGCUGCUGGGUGCCCAGGCCCAGGGCAGCACUCCGAGCCCCAGGUGUGACUGUGCCAGUGAUUUCCAGAAGAGCAAUGGUGCGUUUUGUUGUAGGGGCUGUCCAGCAGGGCACUACCUGGAGGCCCCCUGCACAAAGCCCUGUGGCAUCUCCACCUGCCAUCCGUGCCCCCAGGGCACCUUCUUGGCCAGAGACAACCACCAUAAUCCUCACUGUACCCGCUGCCAGGCCUGCGAUGAGCAGGCCUCCCAGGUGGCCCUGGAGAACUGCUCAGCAGUGGCGGACACCCACUGUGGCUGUGAGCCAGGCUGGUUUGUGGAGUGCAAGGUCAGUCAAUGUAGCAACAGUUCACCCUUCCACUGCCGCCCAUGCCUAGACUGUGGGACCCUGCACCGCCACACACUGCUGUCCUGUUCCAGCAGAGACACUGACUGUGGGACCUGCCUGCCUGGCUUCUAUGAGCAUAGUGAUGGCUGCGUGCCCUGCCCCACGAGCACCCUAGGGAGCUGUCCUGAGCCCUGUGCUGCCGUGUGUGGCUGGAAGCAGAUGUUCUGGGUCCAGGUGCUCCUGGCUGGCCUGGUGGUCCCACUUCUGCUCGGGGCCACCCUGACCUACACGUACCGCCGUUGCCAGUCUCACAAGCCCACGGUUGCUGCAGAUGAAGCUGGGACAGAGGUUCUGACCCCACCGGCCACCCACCUCUCCCCCUCGGACAGCGCCCACACCUUUCUGGUGCUCCCCGACAACAGUGAGGUCUGCACUGUCCAGUUGGCAGGCAACAGCUGGACCCCUGGUUCCCCCCAGACCCAGGAGGCACCCCGUCCACAGGUGACAUGGUGCUGGGACCAGUUGCCCAACAGAGCUCUUGACCCUCCUCCAGCGCCUUCGCCAGCGCCCCCUGCAGGCUCGGCAGCCGCCGCGCUCCAGCCGGGCUCGCAGCUCUACGACGUGAUGGACGCGGUCCCCGCGAGGCGCUGGAAGGAAUUUGUGCGCACCCUGGGGCUGCGCGAGGCGGAGAUCGAGGCCGUGGAGGUGGAGAUCGGCCGCUUCCGCGACCAGCAGUACGAGAUGCUCAAGCGCUGGCGCCAGCAGCAGCCAGCCGGCCUGGGCGCCGUCUAUGCAGCCCUGGAGCGCAUGGGACUGGACGGCUGCGCGGAGGACCUGCGCAGCCGCCUACAGCGCGGCCCGUGAGGCGGAUGACCCCCCCGCCACCUCCGCGCUCCGGUGGCCCUUGCAGAAGCCCUAAGUACGGUUACUUAUGCGUGUAGACAUUUUAUGUCACUUAUUAAGCCCCUGGCCCGGCCCUGCGUAGCAGCGCCAGCGGCCGCACCGCGCUCGCCCCAGAGCUCCGGUUAUGGCGAAGCAGCAGGAGCGAACGUGGGCAGCGGUGAAGAGGUUGCUCCGCUGCUGCUUGGCCUGAGCUUGCCUGAGCCCUGGGUAUUAAAUC